Messenger RNA from Chionomys nivalis (European snow vole), 1965 nucleotides. RefSeq names its product suppressor of cytokine signaling 2 (gene Socs2). The transcript is spliced from 4 exons. Gene Ontology annotation, molecular function: 1-phosphatidylinositol-3-kinase regulator activity; protease binding; death domain binding. Gene Ontology annotation, biological process: phosphatidylinositol phosphate biosynthetic process; intracellular signal transduction; regulation of apoptotic process. Lineage: Eukaryota; Metazoa; Chordata; Mammalia; Rodentia; Cricetidae. Bases 741 to 1457 code for a protein of 238 amino acids. The record is from RefSeq and is a predicted model, not a curated record. Gene Ontology annotation, cellular component: phosphatidylinositol 3-kinase complex.
AGAGUUCGAGUCGCGGCUCUGCCCCAUCCGGAUGCAACUGCCUCCUCUCCUGCGUUCCUUCUCAGCCUCGCGAAGUCUUCGGAGCCCCCAACCCCCCAACCACUGCUAUCCAAAUUUAUAAUCCUAAUAACCUGAUCUCCCGCUCCUCCCAGCCAGCCUCCGCCCUUGCUCCCCCACCCCUUCUCUUUCUCCCAUCUCCUCCGCCACUGCUGGAGGGAAACCCGGCACUAGCGAGCAGGGGUGUCAGCCUGGGGUGUCUGGGGAGAGCGAGGCGACGAUCCCUGGGAUUUUUUUUGUCUGCUUUCGGCGCAGCAAAGUCCGGGUGCUUCUACCGAGCGCAGAGCCGGUUGCAUCCCCAGGCAUCUCGUUCUUCAAAUAAACACCAACGGGGGAACUCAGACGGGCACCCCUCCUCUCCCCGGCUUCCCCGCCCCAUGUCCGCUGGGGAGGCUUCCUGGUGCGGAGGCGGCAGUCGCCGCGGCGGAGGCGAUCUGUGGGUGACCGUGUCUGCGAGAGACUUUGCCACACCAUUCUGCCGGAAUUUGGAGAGAAGGAACCAGCUGCUUCCAGUCCCCUCCCCCUCCGCCACCAUUUCGGACACCCCGCAGAGACUCGUUUUGAGAUACCCUGUGACUUCCAAGGAGGACGCGAGGUCUUCUGGCCCCCAGCUCGGGCGACCACCUGUCUCUGACGUGUUGACUCCUCUCCCAUGACCCUGCGGUGCCUGGAGCCCUCUGGGAAUGGCGCGGACAGGACGCGGAGCCAGUGGGGGACCGCGGGGUCUGCUGAGGAGCAGUCCCCGGAGGCGGCACGACUGGCCAAGGCCCUGCGCGAGCUCAGUCAAACAGGGAGGAAUGGACGCCAGAGACAAGCAGGUGCUCCGCUCGCUGCGCCUGGAGCUGGGUGCCGAGGUUUUGGUGGAAGGGCUGGUUCUGCAGUACCUCUACCAGGAGGGGAUUCUGACAGAAAACCACGUUCAAGAAAUCAAGGCUCAAACCACGGGACUCAGAAAAACAAUGCUGUUGUUGGAUAUCCUGCCUUCCAGGGGCCCCAAGGCAUUUGACACCUUCCUAGAUUCCCUGCAGGAAUUCCCCUGGGUGCGAGAGAAGCUGGAGAAGGCAAGAAAUGAAGCCGCGACUCAGCUGCCUGUCGCAGGUGACUGGACGGCGGGAAUCCCUUCACACAUCCUCAACAGCUCCCCGUCAGACCGGCAGAUCAACCAGCUGGCCCAGAAGCUAGGCCCGGAGUGGGAACCCAUGGUGCUGUCUCUGGGACUGUCCCAGACCGACAUCUACCGCUGCAAGGCCAACCACCCCCACAACGUGCAGUCGCAGGUGGUGGAGGCGUUUGUCCGCUGGCGCCAGCGCUACGGGAAGCAGGCCACCUUCCUAAGUUUGCACAAGGGCCUCCAGGCUGUGGAGGCCGACCCCUCGCUGCUCCAGCACAUGCUGGAGUGAUCCCUGCCCCUGCCACUUGCUGAGGCGUGGGCCCCCAAGUCACACAGGCUGAAUUGGACUUUCACCCAGCAGGUGGCUUCACUCUGGGUAAUUUUUUUUUCUUUUCAGUGAAUCUGCCGGCUCGAUAAUCCAAUGGCCUUAAUUGCUUGAAGAUUGCAUUGUUGUGACCGCAGUUUUGAACUGCGUGGUUGCCUUUUAACAGAGGUCCAGAAGAAAAACAAAACAAAACCGAAAAAGCCCCAUGCUACUGCAUUGUACGCAGGUGUCCUACAUACAAAGCAUCUGCUCUUACGUUGCCUGGAAACUGGACUGUGGACUUAGCUCUUCAUAAUGAUGAUGAUAAUAAAAACUGAAUUGUGUUAUAGAAUGUGCCUCUUUCAUGAGAAAGUAUACUCCCCCCCCCCAUUCUUCUGCUGCAUAGAUUGAGGGUGUAAAAUUGUGGGUGUGGAGUGAGUUUGAUAGCGACUGGGAAGUAGUGGGGAUAAGUAGCUCAGGCAGAAUGAAUGGA